GCACCUCCAGAUGCUCCUGGCGAAGGCGGUGAUGACGAUGACGACCCGGAUGAGCCCGAUGUUGAGACUGGAGGUGGUUCCGGUUCUCCGCCGCCGCCGCCUCCUCCCAGGCUCCAGCACAUGGAUCCUGACGAGGAGUUUCCGUAUUUUUGUCCGAUGGCGCCUGAUGGCGGCCCUCUCAUUAUCGACAGUCUGGACGACCUUCCUUUCACCUUUACGACUGUGCCCUCGGUGCUCCCGACAUUUGUGCCACCAGGUGCCGUCAACUCAUCGUCUGCUCCACCAACGUCGACAACAUGGAUGACGAGCUCAACCUCACCCUCGACCUCGGUGUCUACUCCGCCAACAUCGUCAAUGUGGACGACAAGCUCAGCCUUAGCAUCCGCGCUGCCGACACCCGACCCAGUCGUGGAAGCGCUUUGCCCCAGUGACUACAAGAUCCAGUUCUACAACGAACCGACGGCGGAGGGCUGUGCCAACGAAGACUGCACUACCUGUGCCGAGGAUUUCCACAUGUACUGCAGCGUGAUUGAGCGAGACGAGCACUGCAACUGUGCCUGCCAGUGGAACUCUGGCUGCAUGUCGGGGGCCCCUGAGCGAGGUAUGUGCUGCAUCAACCAGUGUUCUUUUUUGUGUUUUUUAAUUGCCUGGAGAGGAGGGAAUUGACGCUGACCAGACCUCCAUUAUCCAGGAAUCUGCGAUACCCCGUGCGAGGACUCGGAGCACGAAGACCGAGUCUGCCUC
Messenger RNA from Microdochium trichocladiopsis, 744 nucleotides. RefSeq lists its product as uncharacterized. The record is from RefSeq and is a predicted model, not a curated record. Lineage: Eukaryota; Fungi; Ascomycota; Sordariomycetes; Xylariales; Microdochiaceae. The transcript has a single exon. The coding region runs from base 121 to 666 and encodes 181 amino acids.